Messenger RNA from Humulus lupulus (European hop), 1029 nucleotides. RefSeq lists its product as uncharacterized. The record is from RefSeq and is a predicted model, not a curated record. Bases 1 to 1029 code for a protein of 342 amino acids. The transcript has 4 exons. NCBI's taxonomy places the organism in Eukaryota, Viridiplantae, Streptophyta, Magnoliopsida, Rosales, Cannabaceae.
AUGGACUCCGAGUACAUGUUCGACAUAUACAGUGCCCAUGAGGCUCCCAAAGCUCCCUCGAGCAAAAAGAAAACGAGCAAGAGGCAUCCCGAGGAAAGCAGUAAAAUGCCUCAGGCCAAGAAAGCCUGCACUGCAGGCCCCCUGUCAGACGGACCCUCAGCCAAUGCAACACCACCUCCUUCUCCUCUCGAGACGGACCCUCCCCCUGCUCCUGCUGGGUCGACACCGUCUCCACCAGCCCCAACUGACCAGACUCAGCAGGCUGGUCCUGCUUCCACUAGGGGCGACAUAUCAAGUCGCGCCUUAAGAUCGGUCAAAGACAGGGUCGCAAAAUUUUUGAAGCAUGAUCGUUGCCGAGAGGCGAUGGCUUCGACUGAGACAAUGGACGUCGACCAGAUCCUAACCCGCGCAUUGAGUGAUUUUGCCAGUCUUGAGGCAGUGCUCGAGGAGAAGAAUAAACUGGCUGCGGAGCUAAGGGAGAAGCAGACUGCUCUGGAUGAAGCCGUCGAGCAAAGAGACCAGUUCAAGGACUCUACCCGCAUUAACUACCGCAAGGCUAAAAAGCUCGAGCAGGAGUUGGCUGCGAGUAGACAAGAGACUACAACCUUGGAGGGCCGUAUCGAGAAGCUUGAACAGGCCAACGCUAGCAAUGUGGAAAGGUACAAGAACGCCAUGAGUAAGUGUCUUUAUGACUUCUGGAAACACAAGCAAGGGGCUGAUUUCAGUUACCUUCCCGAUCGCGCAAGGCAUGCCAAGAUAGCCCACUGCGUUGCUCGUCUGGCAGAAGAGGAGAGGGCAAGGGCUAGAUUGGAAAAGCAAGAAGAAGAGAUUAGGUGGUUGAGACAGCGGGUUCCAUCAGGGAACGCUGCUCCAAAUGUUUUGACAACAAUGGCACUAGUUUCGAUUCAACCUGAGGGUGGGAAUAGAUGGGAAUUACUUAAGAUAGUGACAAAAUAUGUCAAUGAAUUCGAUGGGUUGACCAAAUUUGCUUUUGAUUUUGUAACAAUGGAUGUUUCUCAGAAGGAAUGA